Saprolegnia parasitica CBS 223.65 is the source of this 1552-nucleotide messenger RNA. RefSeq lists its product as hypothetical. Gene Ontology annotation, molecular function: transmembrane transporter activity. Gene Ontology annotation, biological process: transmembrane transport. The record is from RefSeq and is a predicted model, not a curated record. Bases 31 to 1500 code for a protein of 489 amino acids. Gene Ontology annotation, cellular component: membrane. NCBI's taxonomy places the organism in Eukaryota, Oomycota, Saprolegniomycetes, Saprolegniales, Saprolegniaceae. The transcript has 8 exons.
AUUUCAACACCCGGCACGAGCACUCAUCGCAUGGCCCCGCCAAAGCACAAGCAUGCCUCCUUGGAUACGACAUCGCAGCAUCGAGACCCGUCGCCGCGCCUUCCCGCCUAUGGCACCUUUGAAGAGAGCGACGGCGUGCCCUCCGCACCCUACUGCACCUUUGAGGACAACGACGUCAUGGCGUCGCCCGAGUUCUACCAGCCCCGCCACGUGAAAUGGGUCAUGGUCGCCCUCCUCUCGCUCCUCUCGGGCUUGAACCAAGCGAUUUGCUACUCGUACGCGCCGAUCGCCAAGAUGGCCGAAGCGUCCUGGGACUAUGGCGUCGAGUCGACGACGCUCAUCACCAUCUACUUUAUCGUGUACCUCCCGUUCGCGUUCGUCGGCUCGUGGGUCAUGGACAAGAAGGGCCUGCGCUUUGGCGUGCUUCUCGGCGCGAUCCUCCAAGCGGUCGGCGCGUCCGUGCGGUACCUUGCGACUGCGAACCACGUCGACGCGUCGCUCCAAGUCCCCUUCCUCGUCCUCGGGCAGACACUCGCCGCCAUGGCCAUGCCCUUUAUGGUCAACUCGCCGCCGAUGCUCUCGGCGCUGUGGUUCCCGCCGUCCCAGCGCGCGGCGGCCACGUCGAUCGCUGUCAACUGCAACCAGCUCGGCAUCGCCGUCGUGUACCUCUUGACGCCGUUCUUGGUGCACUCGCCCGACGACGUGGCGCCGUGGUCCGGUCUCAUCGCGCUCCUCGCAUUGCUCUCGACGACGCUCGCAUGCUGCUUCUUCCAGCGCUCGCCGCGCUUUGUCCCGUCGUCCUCCUCCUACGACGCCACGCAGUGGCUCGCAGCCUUCCACCAUGACGGCUUUGGCUUGACCGUGCUCGUCUUCUCGAUGGCCGAGACCGUCAUCAACGUGCUCUCGUCGAUGCUCACGCACAUCCUCAACGUCGACGGCUUCUCCAAGACGCAAGAGGGGCUGAUUGGCGCGGCCUUUAUCGUGAGCGCGCUCUUUGGCGGCCAAUGCCUCUCGGCGUACGUCGACGCGACGAAAGCGCACAAGAAAGCGCUGACGGUCUGCCUGGUCUUGACGGCGAUCGCGCUGCUCCUCUUCGAAUUCGUACUGGCCGUGGCCGAUGAGUUGCCCUACCACGUGGUCUGGACGCUCGUGUGCCUCAUGACCGCGGGCCUCUUCCUCGGACCGCUGCAGCCGAUUUCGCUCGAGCUCGGCGUCGAGUGUGCGCACCCGACGACCGAAGCAACCGUCGCCGCGCUCCAGCAGCUCUGCGGCAACCUCCUCUCGGCGAUCGCGGUCCCGCUCCUGAGCAUCCUAUCGCACUCGGAAGAACCCAUCGCGGAUGACUUUGGCGACGCGACGACGUGGCUCGACAUGCUCGGCACGCCCCAGGCGGUGCUAAGUGUUGCGCUCCUUCUGACCGCUGUCGCCUUUUGCCACUUCAAGGGCAAGUUCAAGCGCUUUGCCAAGGAGUCCAACUCGUCCGAAGACAUUCUUGUGUAAGCCGUGUAAAUGUUGCAUGUGGGAAUGAAUAUAUGAUGGUGUUAACAAUGGG